GCCUCGGGAGGCCGUCGAGGGCGGGUUCGGGCCGCGCUCCCACCGCCCCGCCCGCGGCCGCCCCAGCUCUGCGCCGGAGCCCGGAUUCCGGAAGCAGCGGGGCCGGAGCGCCGGUAGCCGGGCCGCGGGGACGCCGGGAGCGGGGAGCGUCCAGAGAGGGCCGGAUUCCUGGCAGGAUGACUGUGGGGAUCUUUGCAAAUUGUACCUUCUGUUUGAAAGUCAAGCACUUACCUCGUCAACAGAAGAAAAAGCUACAGAAUGACAUUAAGGAGAAUGGUGGAAAAUUUUCCUUUUUAUUAAAUCCUCAGUGCACGCAUGUAAUCUUAGAUAAUGCUGAUGUUCUGAGCCAGUAUCAACUGAACUCUAUCCAAAAGAACCAUGUCCAUAUAACAAACCCAGAUUUUAUAUGGGAAUCUAUCAAAGAAAGGAGACUCUUGGAUGUAAUGAAUUAUGAUCCUAGUAAGUCACUGGGCAUCACACCACCUCCUUGUCAAAAGGCAAACAGUUCUGUGACAACAGAUGACCAGUCCCUGGACACCUCCACAGAGAAGGAGAACAUUGUGGAGCUCACAGAGUCUUCUACAGAGAACGUUGAAAUUCCUCAUUUUCCACAAGACUUCGAAGUUGCAAAAUAUAACACCCUGGAAAAAGUUGAGGCGGAGGGAGAUAAGGAAGUGGUGGUGGUGGAACUGCAGUGCUCCCAGGCACCCGGGGCCGCCGCCUUUCUGAUAUCCGCGCGCUUCCUCUUGGCCUCCGGCCUCAAGACUAGAAGACACUUCUGUGUAAAGAAAACCUCUGCAGAUGCAAGUGAGUACUACGAAAAUUACAUUGAAGACCUGAAGAAACAAGGAUUUCUGCUAAGAGAAUAUUUUACGCCCGAAGCAACCCAGUUGGCAUCUGAAAACCUGCAAGCAUUGCUUUUGGAGGAGGUCAUCAGUUCAAGCGCUCUGAGCAGAGAGGUGAGCGAUUUGGUGGAGAUGGUGUGGGCGGAAGCUCUCGGCCACCUGGAGUGCACGCUGCUCAAGCCCGUGGACAGGAUUAGUCUGAAUGACGUGAGCAAGGCAGAGGGAGUUCUCCUCCUAGUAAAGGCAGCACUGAAAAAUGGAGAAAGGGAAGAACAGUGGCAAAAUAUGAUGACGGAGUUCUACAGAUUAAUACCUCACAAAGGCACAACUACUGAAGAAGUGAACCUGAGACUAUUAGCUAAGAAAGAGGACCUCUGCCAGCUGAUAAGAGACAUGGUUAAUGUCUGUGAAACUAAUUUGUCCAAACCCAACCCGCCAUCUCUUGCCAAAUACCGAGCUUUGAGAUGCAAAAUCGAGCAUGUUGAACAGAACACCGAAGAAUUUUUCAGAGUUAGAAAAGAGGUUUUACAGAAUAAUUGCAGUGAAGGUCCAGUGGACAUCUUGCAGAUAUUCAGGGUUGGCAGAGUGAAUGAAGCCACAGAGUUUUUGAGCCAGCUUGGCAACGUGAAGCCCUUGCUGCAUGGAUCUCCCGUACGAAGCUUUGUAGGAAUCCUGUCCCGUGGGUUGCUUUUACCCAAAGUAGUUGAAGAUCGUGGCACAAAGAGAACAGACAUCGGAAAUCUUGGGAGUGGGAUAUAUUUCAGCGAUUCACUCAGUACGGGUGUGAAGUACUCCCACCCGGGAGAGACGGACGGCACCCGGCUCCUGGCUGUCUGUGACGUAGCCCUUGGAAAGUGCGCGGACUUCCACAGAAGAGACUUCUCCUUGUCAGAAGCACCGUCAGGUUAUGACAGUGUCCAUGGGGUUCGAGCUACACCCACGGUCACCACGGACUUCGAGGACGAUGAAUUUGUUGUAUAUAAAACCAAUCAGAUUAAAUUGAAAUACAUUAUUAAGUUUUGCAUACCUGGAGAUGAAAUAAAGGACUUUCACCCUUGUAAUACUACUGAAUUAGAAGAAUACAGACCUACGGUUUCAAAUUUUUCAAAGGUUGAAGAUUAUCAGCUACAAGAUGCCAAACCUUUCAGCAACAUCAAGUCCGGCCUUCAGGAUUUCUGUGGCAAUUCAGUUCCUCUUGAGGAUGUUCACAUCAAAGGAAAAAUAAUAGACUUUGUAGCCCAGGUCGUUGUUUUUCAGACAUACACCAAUCAAAGUCAUGUGCCCAUUGAGGCAAAAUACAUUUUCCCUUUGGAUGAUAAGGCAGCUGUCUGUGGUUUUGAAGCAUUCAUCAAUGGGAAGCACAUAGUAGGAGAGGUUAAAGAGAAGGAAGCAGCCCACCGCGAAUACCGAGAAGCCAUCAGUCAAGGCCAUGGCGCUUACUUGAUGGACCAGGAUGCACCCGAUGUUUUUACUGUUAGUGUUGGAAAUCUGCCCCCUAAGGCUAAGGUCCUCAUCAAAAUUACCUACAUCACCGAACUCAGCAUCCAAGGCACCAGGGCUGUCUUCUCCAUGCCGGCCACCGUGGCUCCCUGGCAACAGGACAGAGCUUUGAAUGAAAACAGUCAGGAUACAGUAGAGAAGAUUUGUGUAAGGGAAAUAGGAACAAAGCAAAGCUUCUCUUUGAGUAUGUCCAUUGAGAUGCCGUAUGUGAUUGAAUUCAUUUCUAGUGAUACACAUGAACUGAGACAAAAGAGUACAGACUGCAAAGCUGUAAUUAGCACCAUGGACGGUAGCUCCUUAGACAGCAAUGGAUUCUCCCUUCAUAUCGGUUUGUCUGAUGCGUAUCUCCCAAGAAUGUGGGUUGAAAAACAUCCAGAAAAAGAAAGUGAGGCCUGCAUGCUUGUUUUUCAACCAGAUCUAGAUAUCACACUCCCUGAGCUAACUGAGAACAGUGAAGUGAUUAUCUGUCUGGAUUGCUCCGCUUCCAUGGAGGGUGCGACGUUCUUGCAAGCCAAGCAGAUUGCCUUAUGUGCACUGUCCUUGGUGGGGAAGAAGCAAAAGAUAAACAUUGUCAAGUUUGGCACAGGUUACAAGGAACUAUUUUCAUAUCCUAAGUACAUCACAAGCAACAAUGUGCCAACGGAGUUCAUUAUGUCUGCUACACCUACCAUGGGAAAUACAGACUUCUGGAAAACGCUCCGAUACUUAAAUUUACUGUACCCUUCUCAAGGGUUACGGAACAUUCUCCUCAUAUCUGAUGGGCACCUCCAGAAUGAAAGUCUGACCCUGCAGCUUGUGAAGAGAAAUGUCCAGCACACCAGGCUGUUCUCCUGUGGUGUUGGUUCUACAGCAAAUCGUCAUAUCCUAAGGACUUUGUCCCAGUACGGCGCUGGAGUAUUUGAGUAUUUUAACUCAAAAUCCAAACAGAGUUGGAAAAAACAGAUAGAAGACCAAAUGACCAGGUUACGUUCUCCCAGCUGCCGCUCCGUCUCCGUCAAAUGGCAGCAGCUAAGCGCAGCCGCACCUGAGCCCCUGCAGGCGCCAGCCCAGGUGCGGGCCUUGUUCCCCAAUGACCGACUCCUUGUCUACGGGUUCAUUCCUCAUUGUACACAGGCAACUCUGUGUGCAUUAAUUCAAGAGAAAGAAUUUUCUACAAUGGUAUCGACUACUGAGCUUCAGAAGACAACUGGCACUAUGAUCCACAAGCUGACAGCCCGAGCUCUGAUCCGAGAUUAUGAAGAUGGCAUCCUCCAUGAAAAUGAAACAAAUCAUGAGAUGAAGAAGCAAAUCCUAAAAUCUCUGAUUAUUAAACUAAGUAAAGAAAACUCUCUCAUAACACAAUUUACAAGCUUUGUGGCAGUUGAGAAAAGGGAUGGUAAGGAGUCACCUUUUAAUAUUCCAAAUAUUUUGGAACUUAUUGCCAAAGAAGAUGUAGAUUUUCUGCCGUACAUGAGCUGGCAGGAGGAGCAACCAGAUGCCGAUGUGGCACAGCCUCUUUCAGCAUUCUCUAGAUGGAACGAAGAACUGCAACAUCAACAUUUGACUAACAGAAAAUCUGGAUCACCUAAGCUGGAAGGUUUUGAAGAUUUAGAAAAGGAUUGCUUCAGUUCCCCACUAUCCAAAAAAUCUUUAACACUCAGUUUCAAAAGUGAAGAUGUGGAAAAGACAUUGGCUUUAAGGCAGACGGGUUCAUUUAAACAAACAGGAGAUGAACCACUAUAUAGAAAAGCCCCUUUCCUAAAACUGGGUGCUGGCAGUAUUUCUGCUUCCUAUAGGUCAGCCUGUGUGAGAGCUCAGCCCUUUAUCGGUUCUUGUUUCCAGUCUCCUCCCCGCUUACCCCCUCCAAAGCUUUGUCUUGCUCCUGCUGCUGGCCCCAGACAUUCUGCUCCAUCUGAGAAUGACCUGGAAGGUGAGCCCUUAGCUGGUUCCAGUUUCCAGUCUCCUCCCCGCUUACCCCCUCCAAAGCUUUGUCUUGCUCCUGCUGCUGGUCCCAGACAGUCUGCUUCAUCUGAGAAUGACCAAGACCUUCAAACUGAGAGUUGUAGUGAUUCUUCCCUUAAGUCAUCUACCCCUUUGAAUCCGUCUCAACUACUUUUUGGAUCCUCUGCUCGUUUUCCUAAUGUAGGAGCCUCGUUUAGCUUUGGGCAGGUUAUUCUACCUGAAAGUUAUCAAGGCCUUAAGACUGACAGUUGUGCUAGCAGUUCUCUUGAGUCGGACACUCCCCCACAGCCAAAUAUUUUUUCCUCUCCUCCUAGAGUUCCUCCCUCCGGUCUAUCCAGAGAGUUUGGCUUUCAUUACCUUUCUGGUUCUCCUUUUUAUUUUCAAAAUUCCCCAGUUCGUUCUAGCGCCAGUUACAAGCCACAGAUAGAUCUGUUUGCUAACACAGAAUCAGACGCUUCUUCAGCAAAUGUUUCUGCCAUGAUUUCAUCAUCCACUUCAAGUGAUGGGCAUUUUUCUGAAACAAAAAAUGUUGAAACGCCAAGAUUUCUGAAAUGUCAUUUGGCAAAAUCUGAUAUAACAGGAAGUGAUUUUACUGCAAGCUUUCAGGCACGAAAAGAUGAACAAAGCUGGAUGAAUUUUGCACCUUGGACCAAACUCUUCAAUCUACAAACUGAGGAUGGCUUCUGGAAACUUACACCAGAACUGGGAUUUAUUUUAAACCUUAAUACGAAUAUUUUAAACAGCUUUCUUGAAAAAAAAGGCAUUCGAUCUCUAGGUAUAAAGGGAAGAGAGCGUCUCCUGGACCUGAUCGCCACAUUUCUCGUGCUGCAGUUUCUUCGUACCAAGUUGGAAAACCAGGGACUAGUCUUCAAAUCACUGAUGAAACUGGACGAUGCUUCCAUUUCCAGAAAUAUUCCCUGGGGUUUUGAAGAAAUAAAGAAAGCAAGUGAGUGGGUAAGAAGAACCGAAGGACAAUAUCCAUCCAUCUGCCAACGGCUGGAAUUGGGUCAAGAUUGGGACUCUGCCACCAAACAGCUACUGGGGAUCCAAACCAUACACACCACUUCUCCUCUUCACCGAGUUCUUAAUUACAGUCAAGGCUGAAUCAACUAAAGUUGUAUUUUAGACAUUAUUCAUGCUUCUAUGUAUAAAAUAAUCAGAUAUCAAUAGGUACCUAUAAUGAAGGUUAAUUAAGAUUUUAUUCAAUGUAGCACUCACUUUAAACAGAAACAGAACUGAUUAUUUUAAUGAACUAACGAGUGAUAACAAAAUAAAUAUUCUAA
Hyaena hyaena (striped hyena) is the source of this 5569-nucleotide messenger RNA. RefSeq names its product poly(ADP-ribose) polymerase family member 4 (gene PARP4). The record is from RefSeq and is a predicted model, not a curated record. The transcript has 35 exons. NCBI's taxonomy places the organism in Eukaryota, Metazoa, Chordata, Mammalia, Carnivora, Hyaenidae. Bases 177 to 5390 code for a protein of 1737 amino acids. Gene Ontology annotation, molecular function: NAD+ poly-ADP-ribosyltransferase activity.